AUGGAGGAGGGAAUCAAAAUCAAGGAAAAUGGACACUGUGAAAUGCCAACCAACAGGAAAUGGGCUGAGCAUCGUCUCAGACGUUUAAAGAGGAGAUUUGAAAGAGACAAGCAUUACCACAAAGACUAUGGAACCUUCCUAGUGGAGAGAUCAAGAAAGUGUUGUGAUCAUCCUGUGAAAUGUGUGCCAGAACGUCAGAGAAGUACAAAGAAGUUUGUGGACCAAAAAAGGAGGAGGAUCCACAAUGUCAACUACUGGUCGCUGUGUUCAGUCUGCAGCCUCAAACUGUCCUACGCAGAGCAGAAAUCAGUGGAAAAUCUUCAUUCAGAGCGGCAGCUGUCAAUUUCCUGCCACAUCAAAGAGGAAAAGGAGGAUGGAGAGGUUCAACGCAUCAAAGAGGAGGAGGAAGAGUUCCCACACAUAAAAGUGGAAGACCAGGAUGCAAUCAUCCAGGUUCCAUCCACUGGUGUCCAUUCGAAGAGUGAAGAUGAAGGUCGAAGUGAGGAGAGACGAGGGGUGGAGCAUUCGAGCAGGAACAGCUCAAGUGAUGGAGACCAUUGUGAAGGAUCAACAUCAGAUGGUCAUGAUGAACAGUCAGAUUUUACCUGUCACACUGCCAACAAAAGCUGGAAAUGUUCUCGGUGUAGGAAAGCUUUUGCUUUUAUGAGAAAUUUGAAACGACACAUGAAAAGACACACAGACAUCACUGAAGCUCUUCGAAUUAAGUGGCAGGAGCCUGAUCCUCUUCAGAUUAAAGAGGACAUUGAGGAAGAGGAGGUGCACCGCAUCAAAGAGGAAGAGGGGCCGAUUUCAAUUAAAAAAGAGGAGGAAGAAAAGAGGCCCCACAUCAAACAGGAAAACGAGGAGGAUACCAGCAAGUUUCCAUUGACUGGUCUCCCUAUGAAGAGUGACGAUGAAGGUCCAAGUGAGGAGAGCAGAGGGGCGGAGCCUCCAAGCAGCAGUUUAAGUCAACACAUGAGAAGAGAAAGUGAUGGAGACCAGAACAGAGGAUCACAUCUCAGUGCACUCUUAGCACCACUAUCAGAUCAUGAUGACCUGAGAUCAGAGUCUCCUGACGGUGAUGAUGAUGAUGAACAAUGUGAAGAAAUGGUAACCUGUUUUGCAUAUGGGUGCUACCACAGAAGUGGGGGAGAGGAUUGCAGGUUUUACAGAUUUCCACGGAAAAAGCAAACUUUGUGGGCAAGAUUGUGCAGACGAUCUGACAGACAACCAACACAGCCCAAUGAUCGCCUUCGUAGUUGUCACUUCAAAGAUGGCUUGAUGGAAAAUGACCCAGUGUACUUUCCGCACAUCCUCGAAAAAUGGAUAGACUCCGCUGAUCCAGGAAAGCGCAGUCAGGAGGAAUCGGAGACAUUUGUCCAUGAGAUGGCAACAAAUAGUCAGCAGCUGGAAGAUGAACAUGUCCAGACAGCUGAUGAUCAUGCACAUGAAGAUCACACCUAUGCCUCAACAGCUUGCUCAUCUAGAUGUCUGGAAGUUAAAGUACUUCAGAAAAAUGUUGAGGACCUCAUGCUUGAAUGUGAAAAGCGCAAACCCAUGUCUCUCUCCGACAUAAAGGACAGAGAAAAAAAGUUUCACGCUGGAUGCCCUUCCUGCCGCAACCCUCUGCAUUUAUCCGGGCUUUGGACCGGCCUACAGAACACACAGAGCAGAAAGUGUUGUAAUCGUCGUGUGAAGAUGUGUGCAAGAACAACAGGAGAGUACACGAAAAAAGUUUGUGGACCAAAAAGGGAGGAGGAGCCACAACGUCAACUACGGGACGCUGUGUUCAAUCUGCAGCCUCAAAUUGUCCAACGCAGAGCAGAUGUUAGUGAAUAUCUUCAUCCAGGCUGGCAGCAGUCUGUGUCUGGUCACAUCAAAGAGGAAGAACAGGGUGAAUGGGUUCAAUGCAUUAAAGAAGAGGAGGAAGAAAUCCUCCAUAUGAAAGAGGAAGAGCAGGAGGUAGUCAUCCAGGUUGCAUCCACUAGUGUCCAUUUGAGGAGUAAAGAUGGUCAAAGUGAGGAGACACAAGUGGCAGUGCCUCGUUGCAGGAACAGCUCAAGUGAUCGAGAAUGCAACAGGGAAGGAUCACAAACAGACGGUCACAAUGAUGAUGAUGAUAAUGAUAAACAGUCAGAAGGUGAUAGGAAAUGUCACACUGCCAACAAAUGCUGUAAAUGUUCUUGGUGUAGGAAAACAUUUGCUACUAUGAGAAAUUUCAAACACAUGAAAAAACACACUGCUGAGCAACCUUUUUCCUGCUCAGUUUGUGGUCAAAGAUUCACUCAGAAGGGAGAUUUAAAAAGACACACAAGAACACACACUGGUGAGAAACGUUUUUCUUGCACAGUUUGUGAUCAGAGAUUCACUCAGAAGGGAAAUUUAAAAAUUCACACAAGAACACACACAGGUGAGAAACCCUUUUCCUGCUCAGUUUGUGGCCAAAGAUUUAUUCAGAAGGGAGAUUUAAAAAGACACACAAGAACACACACUGGUGAGAAACCUUUUUCCUGCUCAGUAUGUGGUCAAAGAUUCUCUCGAAAGGGACACUUAAAAGUACACACAAGAACACACAGUGGUGAGAAACCCUUUUCCUGUUCAGUUUGUGGUCAAAGAUUCUCUCGGAAAGAAACCUUAAAAAUACACACAAGAACACACACUGGUGAGAAGCCUUUUUCCUGCUCAGAAUGUGGCCAAAGAUUCUCUGUGAAUAAAAGUUUAAAAAGACACACAAGAACACACAUCAGUAAACUUUUCGCCUGGUCACUUUGGUCAAACAUUAAGUACAGUAAUCCCUCUUUUUCUUUGGUUAAUGGGGACCAGAACCCCCCGUGAAAUGUGAAACACUGAGAAGCAGCCCACCCCACAACACACACACACACACAAUCACCCACCACCCACGCGCAAGGAAUUUUCAUGAAUGCGUAUCUGGGUACCAGAAUUAUUAAAGUACUGUAUGUAAACAGUAUUUAUACUUUAGAUAUUGGAGACUAAAUUUACAACACUAUGUGUAUUUACUUAAGUCUUUGUCAGAUUUAUCACCUGACUUCUGUCUCAUGAGGAGAACGUAAGAGACUAGACAGUAACAGUCUCCAACCCCGUUCUGAACCAACGUUUCGCACACUUUUUUUCAUAUUUGUUUUGAAAGCACACAAGGUCAAGAGGGAGGGGUGAGGAAGCAAGUUGACAAAGGCACAUUCUUUGAUAACAAUGUGUGUGUGUUGGUGAACUUGUCAUUGGCCACUUCUCGGGAGAUCAGGGGUCGGCUGGUACACCUGUGUGGGGACUGUGCAUCCAAGGAUAAUACUUUGGCUUUGUAGAAAAUCCAUAAUAAAUGUAUUUACAAUAAUUCUAACAAUCUUUAAUUAUAAAACCUUUGUUAAUCUUUCCUGCAACAGUCACCUGACCAUCGUUGGGAAGCUCUCUAUCUCUCUCUCUCUCUCUCGCGCUCUCUUUGUCUCUCUCUCUCUCUCUCUCUCCCUCUCUCUCUCUCUCUCUCUCUCAGGUGAGCGAACUUACCUGCAGCAUUGCAACAUCAUGAUUAUAAACACGGUGCUUGAAGAAGUACACGUAGCGGUCCUCUUCCAAAAAUGGCUUUUCUCAUCCGUGGUAAAACACGAUGCAGGGUCCAACAAAGAGAAAAGUGCCCUGUCUGGAGACCUGGAGGACAUCCCAGUAGGUAACACAGUGCCCAUGCAAUUUGCUGUACAAAGUGGUUGAUUCCUCUCGCUGGAUCCCAAAUAGGAGCCAAUUCCUCCCGCUGGAUCCAUAGAAGGAAAAAAAUGCCCGCGGCAAUACCACUUCUUGGGUGUCGCGGAGGAAGCUUUCGCUAGGGGACAAUGCUGAGAUGGUAUUGUCACUAGAUGAUCAAAAAAUGUUAUCGCUUUAAAAAAAUGAAAUAUCAUGAGCGCAUUAUUGGGAAGGAGGUGAAAAAUAAACGUGAUGCACUGGAUCUGCAAUAAGUGAAGCGUGAAGUAAAGAGGGAUUACUGUGUCAGGUUAAGACACACAAGUGAACAUGUGAGAAAAGCAAUGAUCAAAAAGAUUUUAAUGUAAAGGUGUAAAUUUAUUUACUUUAUUGACUGAGAACCAACCUUCUUGUAUUGUGUACCAGCUUUUAUUGUAUCUUCGACCCGUAACAAAGGUCUCGUCCCAAAGAGCAGUUUAUCUGAUUUGAGCUUAUCUGAGCCAUAAAAGUGAAAAUAUCGGGCUAGUCAUUGAAAAAAUUAUUAAGUAGUAGUAAUAAGCAAAGUACAAUAGAGUAGAAAGACGAUAUGUUUUGGCGAUGACUGACAGUUUGGGGACAUGAAGCUACAUUUUUUUGGGUGAGCCUUGGAAGGAAGUGAUACCCUGUCAUGUUUGUCAUUUUUAGCAUAACGUCCUUUUCCAUCCAAAUCCAUAAAUUUAUUUUGUUGUUUUUUUUAAGCAGGAUAAAUUUGUGAGGGAACAUAAUUUUGGGGGUACUAGCUAUUUUUCAUGCGAUGAAACAAUAUAUGACAUCAAUGUAUGAUACACUACCAAUUUGAACAAAGCAGUGUUUAAAAAAAAAAUCAAGCAAGCUGUAUUUUGUUUUUUUUUUAUUUCCGGAAAGGUUUUAAUUUUGAAGGUCAGGAUUCCACCUGACAACUACAUGUGUAAAAAUAUGAUGAAUUUCUGCCACAGAAUGGAAGAUUCCUUUUCCCACACCAGCAUUUCCAGUGCUUUUUAAUGUUCUAUUUUGUUGAUGAAAAAGAGGCAUUCAAAAGGGAAAGGGAAUUAGUUGUUUACCAGUUGCUCCAAAAUGUAUUUUUCAUUUUCCUGACUAUGCAUGCAUUUUGUUCAGUAUUUUAGUGAUGUCAAUAUCAAAUAAGUGAAUCACUGACUGAAACACUGGAAAGAAUGACUUUUGAGUCUAAAAUGAGUUUGUGAUCCUGAAUAAAAUACAUUGA
Messenger RNA from Syngnathoides biaculeatus (alligator pipefish), 4927 nucleotides. RefSeq lists its product as uncharacterized. The record is from RefSeq and is a predicted model, not a curated record. The transcript has 11 exons. The coding region runs from base 1 to 2835 and encodes 944 amino acids. NCBI's taxonomy places the organism in Eukaryota, Metazoa, Chordata, Actinopteri, Syngnathiformes, Syngnathidae. Gene Ontology annotation, biological process: regulation of transcription by RNA polymerase II. Gene Ontology annotation, molecular function: RNA polymerase II cis-regulatory region sequence-specific DNA binding; DNA-binding transcription factor activity.